Messenger RNA from Ahaetulla prasina, 1927 nucleotides. RefSeq names its product dihydropyrimidinase like 5 (gene DPYSL5). NCBI's taxonomy places the organism in Eukaryota, Metazoa, Chordata, Lepidosauria, Squamata, Colubridae. Gene Ontology annotation, cellular component: cytoplasm; cytosol. The coding region runs from base 1 to 1695 and encodes 564 amino acids. The transcript is spliced from 12 exons. Gene Ontology annotation, molecular function: hydrolase activity, acting on carbon-nitrogen (but not peptide) bonds, in cyclic amides. The record is from RefSeq and is a predicted model, not a curated record.
AUGCUUGCCAAUGCUGCCAUAAUGAGGAUCCUCAUCAAAGGGGGGAAAGUGGUGAACGAUGACUGCACCCUCGAAGCUGAUGUUUAUAUCGAAAAUGGCAUCAUACAGCAGGUGGGGCGUGAACUCAUGAUUCCUGGCGGGGCCAAAGUCAUAGAUGCCACUGGCAAGCUGGUGAUCCCUGGUGGUAUUGAUACCAGCACCCACUUCCACCAAACCUUCAUGAAUGCAACCUGUGUGGAUGAUUUUUAUCAUGGCACCAAGGCAGCCCUGGUUGGGGGAACCACCAUGGUUAUUGGACAUGUACUUCCAGAUAAAGAAAUUUCCCUGCUAGAUGCUUAUGAGAAAUGUCGCAGCUUGGCUGACCCAAAAGUGUGCUGUGAUUAUGCCCUGCAUAUGGGCAUCACCUGGUGGGCACCUAAGGUAAAAUCAGAAAUGGAAACUUUGGUUCGAGAGAAGGGUGUCAACUCGUUCCAGAUGUUUAUGACAUACAAAGACUUGUACAUGCUCCGGGACAGUGAGCUCUAUCAGGUGUUCCGUGCUUGCAAAGAUAUUGGCGCUAUUGCACGUGUUCAUGCUGAGAAUGGCGAGCUAGUGGCUGAGGGGGCUAGAGAAGCUCUGGAUUUGGGCAUCACUGGUCCAGAGGGAAUUGAGAUCAGCCGACCAGAAGAGCUAGAGGCCGAAGCUACACAUCGUGUCAUCACCAUUGCUAAUCGGACUCACUGCCCUGUCUAUCUGGUCAACGUUUCUAGCAUGUCAGCCGGGGAUGUUAUAGCUACAGCCAAAAUGCAAGGGAAGGUUGUGUAUGCAGAAACCACCACAGCACAUACUACGCUAACAGGCUUACACUACUAUCACCAAGACUGGUCCCAUGCAGCAGCCUACGUCACGGUGCCACCUUUGCGGCUAGAUACAAACACUUCCGCCUACCUCAUGAGUUUGCUUGCCAAUGACACUGUGAAUGUUGUGGCCUCUGAUCACUGCCCUUUCACCACUAAACAGAAGGCAAUGGGGAAGGAAGACUUCACUAAGAUCCCCCAUGGAGUCAGUGGGGUACAGGACCGUAUGGCUGUCAUCUGGGAACGUGGAGUGGUAGGGGGCAAGAUGGAUGAGAACCGUUUUGUUGCAAUCACCAGCUCUAAUGCUGCCAAGAUCUACAACCUGUACCCUCGCAAGGGCCGCAUCAUUCCUGGAGCCGAUGCAGACGUAGUUGUGUGGGACCCUGAGGCCACCAAGACCAUCUCAGCCAGUACCCAAGUCCAGGGUGGUGAUGUGAACCUGUAUGAGAACAUGCGCUGCCAUGGGGUACCACUGGUUACUAUAAGCCACGGGCGUGUCGUCUACGAGAAUGGAGUCUUUAUGUGUGCUGAAGGCACCGGGAAGUUCUGCCCUCUCCGCUCCUUUCCAGACUCUGUGUACAAGAAACUGGUACAGCGAGAAAAGAGCUUAAAGCUUAAAGGCGUGGACCGCACCCCAUAUCUGGGGGACGUAGCCAUGGUUGUGCACGCUGGGAAAAAAGAGACGGGGACACCACUUGCAGACACCCCCACUCGGCCGGCCACAAGACAUGGGGGCAUGAGGGACCUCCACGAGUCCGGCUUCAGCCUUUCCGGUUCUCAAAUCGAUGACCAUGUUCCAAAGCGAGCUUCGGCCCGGAUUCUCGCUCCCCCCGGAGGCAGGUCUAGUGGCAUUUGGUAGCUGCCCUCCAGACUUGUCCCCCAACUAAGGACACCAUCUCCACCCCCACUUGCCUGGCUGCCACCAACACCCUGCAAGCUCAUGGCAGCCACACUUUUCACCGGAGCCACUGACACGGGCAAGCGCUCUGCUGCCUGCACCCAAUGCCGUGCCCUGCGGAGCCACCUGCUCCCCUCUGGGAAUGAGACAACAGGGCCCUAUCCCUCUCCUCACCCCACAGCUGCACUAAGUG